This is a messenger RNA of Silurus meridionalis, 1980 nucleotides long. RefSeq names its product basic leucine zipper and W2 domain-containing protein 1-A. Bases 192 to 1451 code for a protein of 419 amino acids. Gene Ontology annotation, molecular function: protein binding. The transcript is spliced from 12 exons. Gene Ontology annotation, cellular component: cytoplasm; membrane. The record is from RefSeq and is a predicted model, not a curated record. Lineage: Eukaryota; Metazoa; Chordata; Actinopteri; Siluriformes; Siluridae.
UUGUCGGAGUGGAUUUCGUUGGAAGGGUUCGGGACUGUAGUGUGGUGACUCUUCUCGGUUCUGUUUUGUGCUGCUCGGUUCUGUUCGGUUCUGUUCAGCUGUGUGGUUCUAAGACCGUUUUAUUAGAUUUCAUUUCGGUGAGUUUCACGCUGUAACACAAAGGCGCUGUCCGACAGAUUUAGGUGUCUUUUAUGAAUAAUCAAAAGCAGCAAAAGCCAACGCUAACCGGCCAGCGUUUUAAAACACGGAAAAGAGAUGAAAAGGAGAGAUUUGACCCUACUCAGUUUCAAGAAAGUAUCGUGCAAGGCUUGAACCAAACUGGCACUGAUUUGGACGCGGUCGCGAAGUUCCUCGAUGCCUCUGGCGCUAAGCUCGACUAUCGCCGGUAUGCAGAGACGCUCUUCGACAUCCUGGUGGCCGGUGGAAUGCUGGGCCCAGGUGGGACCCUCUCUGAUGACAUGACCCGUACUGAGUACUGUCUCUUCACGGCAAAUGAAGACCUGGAGACAAUGCAAGCUUAUGCUCAGGUUUUUAACAAGCUGAUCAGGCGGUACAAGUACCUGGAGAAAGGGUUCGAAGAGGAGAUCAAGAAGCUGUUGCUGUUUUUAAAAGGCUUCACAGAAUCUGAGCGUAACAAGUUGGCCAUGCUGACGGGCAUCCUGCUGGCCAACGGGAACAUCUCCGCGUCCAUCCUGAACAGCCUCUUCAACGAGAACCUGGUGAAAGAAGGUGUUUCUGCUGCCUUCGCCGUCAAACUGUUUAAAUCCUGGAUCAACGAGAAGGACAUCAACUCUGUCGCCGGCAGUCUGCGUAAAGUCGGCAUGGACAACAGGCUCAUGGAGCUCUUUCCGGCUAACAAGCGGAGCUGCGAGCACUUCUCCAAAUACUUCACGGAUGCCGGGCUGAAGGAGCUCUCGGAUUUCGCCCGCAAUCAGCAGUCCAUCGGCGCUCGCAAAGAGCUGCAGAAAGAGCUGCAGGAGCAGAUGGCUCGUGGAGAGACCCUCAAAGAUAUGAGCGGAUAUGUGCGUGAGGAGAUGAAGAAGACCAGCAUCUCCGAGCAGACCAUGAUCGGCAUCGUAUGGACGAGUGUCAUGAGCUCCGUGGAGUGGAACAAGAAGGAGGAGCUCGUCACGGAGCAAGCCAUCAAACACUUGAAGCAAUACAGCCCACUGCUGAAAGCGUUCACGACACAGGGUCUGUCUGAACUCACUCUGCUCCUGAAGAUCCAGGAGUACUGCUACGACAACAUCCACUUCAUGAAGGCCUUCCAGAAGAUUGUGGUGCUUCUCUACAAAGCGGACGUUCUGAGCGAGGAAGCCAUUCUGAAGUGGUACACCGACGGGCACUUGACCAAAGGCAAGAGCGUCUUCCUGGAGCAGAUGAAGAAGUUUGUGGAGUGGCUGAAGAAUGCAGAGGAAGAGUCUGAAUCUGAUGAGGAGGAAGCAGACUGAUGCUUCAGCCACUGCCCAAUGCCCUGAAAGAUUGUUACAGAAAGAGAGAGAGAGAGCUUGUCUUUCAAAGUUUUACUUAACCCCCCCUCCUCCCCCUCACACUCUCCUUUUUUUUUUUUUUUUUUCACCUUUAUUUCCCUUCUUCAACCCUAACACUUUAGCUGUUUAAGGGCUUUGUAAUGGUUCAUUUUAAGAUUUGUUUUUGUAUCUAAAGGUUUACACUUUAAGCACUGAUGUGCAGCAGCAAACCAGAAAUUAUUUUUUCAGUAAUUUGACGAGUUCAACGUGAUCGCGCUCAAAUUAACAUUCCUUUUUCUUCUUAAAAUAUUGUGGUUAGAAUCUCGCACUCCCAUCAUGACUGAGUAAACAGAUGAGGCGGUUAAAGCCCUGCCCCUCCAUACAAACAUCACUAGCAUCAUAGUUUUCCCUUCCAGCGGGAGACAUGACGUCUGACUCCAUGUUUGAUUUCUCAUUUCUUUGAUCCUGGUUUUUUUUUUUUUUUUAAUAAAUAAAAAAGAGAAAUUAUCAA